AUGGAAUAAAUUCAUUAUCUUGGUUACUGUAGGUACAUAUUUAUGGAAAAUCCCGAAACACGUCAAUUUAAAUUUCAAAUUGUCAUUCUUCUUCGUAAAAAUGCAAACUCUACCUUCAACCCCCUUCGAAAGACAGGAUUCAUGAAAAUGGAUGUAUAUCACAAGGUAUUUGUUUAUGGGACAUUGAAAACUGGGGAACCAAAUCAUCAUGUAUUCAAAGGAAACAUGGAAGGACGCUACAAACUUCUUUGUGAUGCAGCAACUGUAGAAAAAUAUCCUCUUAUAAUUGGAACAAAAUAUAAUAUUCCAUUCCUACUCCAGGAACCAGGAACGGGACACAAUGUAAAAGGCGAGUUAUAUGAAGUGGACGAUAAAGUAUUGACAGUUCUGGAUGAACUUGAAGAUCACCCAAAUUUUUACGUUAGAGAAGAAGUUGAUGUUAUCUCAAGCAAGGACUCCAACAUUCACAAGGCAUGGAUUUACUUCAUCAAGAAUUUCCAGAGGCGUCUACUGAACAAUAUAAUGUUGGAAUGCUAUACAAACAAUGGUCAAUCACCGAAAUACGUUGAAAGGUAUCUAAGAAAAGGAGAAAAUUUCAGUUACGAUGAGGUUUUGAAUCGAUAAAUUUUAUUUUCACAGUGAAGAGGCGACGUUGGACGAUUUGCACUGUGCUUAGAGACAUUACAGGCCACUGGUUCAAAUAAAUCAUUGUUCUUUAUGGAUUCGGUCCUCACUUCAUGGAAACUGAUUUGUGAAAAAUAAACUUAAUUUCCACAUAAUAAUAAAAUAAUAAUACUGCAACAAAGAUGUUUGUAGAUAGUGUAUUAAGAGGGAAUGGUACCACUUGACUGGUCAGUUCAAAACUUAAAGGGGAAUAACUAUUCUUGCAGAUCACCGAUUUGUAUGGGGUUUUCUGAUCAUUUCUUCAAACAAUGAUCUGAAAGGCAGGGACGGGCUAUUUUUAAUUUGCGAAUGAAAAAACAAAAAAAAAAGUUGGUAACUUUUCGUUUUCCGCAAAGGAAUUGAUGAUAUGGAUGAAAGGGCUUAUCACUGAUUUAUUUUAAAAUUAUUCGUAAAAAAAAAACUACAGAAAAACAUCUCAAAAGAGCUGAAAUCACUUCGUAAUAAAAAAGAAUAAUCGACCGUCGUAUAGUGCUGCCCCUACUUUAUAAAUUCGCAACGAAUCACCAGAUUCUUCAAUACUACCUACAAUUUGAUAAUUCCGGCAACGUUGCUGCGUUAUGAAUCAGUUCUCAGUUAGAGUCGUAAACAGUAUGUAUUAGGUGAAUAGAAAGAUUUCCAGCUUGUUCGUUUCUUUUCGAAAGUUUGAAGGUAUGAACAGAUCGACGCGGGACUUCGGGAACGGGGGCGAUGCGUUCAGCGGGCAGAUUGCAUAGCAUGCACACCUACGCGAAAAUAAUGAGACACGAUUAUUAGUAUGAAUCUAAAAUUAUGUAUGAAAAUGACAGUUUUUCGGAUGAAGAAGUUUUACUGCUCAAAGGCGUUGAUUUCCAUCCCACAAAAGUUUCUUUCCCGCUCCCGCAGUCACGCGUCGGUCUGUUCAUACCUUUAUUCAGUUUAGUUAGCUGUCAAUUCUUUUCGAUAUGGAUAACAAGAGAUUCAAGGAUUUAUUUAUUCUGAUCCUAUUACUUGCUUUUUGGGAGUAUCAUGUAAAAAUAUCAAAUUUGUCGAUCCUAACUGAUAUUUCUGACAACUUCGCAACCCUCUCUAAAAUCGGUUUUAUUGCCCAUCAUAAAAAGCGAGUUAUUCCUUUCAAAACAUCUGGUCAAUCCGUCCUAGAAAGAUACCUAAUACCAUCUCUGUACCUGUCUUUCGAGCUCGAAGUUGCUGCAUUGCCAAAUGUUCGAACAACCGUUCGUACAGUUCGCUGCGAUUUCAUUGGCUGGCGUGUAAGAAUUGAAUGCCGUCAAACGUAUCUGAAUUCUUAGAUGUGGUAGAAAAGGACGGAAGAUCAGAAGAACGUUUGAGAUUGCUCCACUCAUCCUGAAAAGUGAUGGCAUCUCAGAGGGGCUGGAGGGAGCUGAAUAGGUAAACUUUGACAGAUGUGCUCAAACGCACGUGGUACCAUUACCUCUUAACGAACGUCUAUCUAAAAUUACAAUGUUGGAAUAAACAUGUUAAUGUAAACCUACUGGAAAAUAUAUUGUAUUCCAAUUUGAAUUACAUAUAGAUAAUAUUUAUUAGUAUGUAUUUGAAGGAAAUAUAUUUUUAGCAAAUUUA
Messenger RNA from Harmonia axyridis, 2241 nucleotides. RefSeq names its product putative gamma-glutamylcyclotransferase CG2811. Lineage: Eukaryota; Metazoa; Arthropoda; Insecta; Coleoptera; Coccinellidae. Gene Ontology annotation, molecular function: gamma-glutamylaminecyclotransferase activity. The transcript is spliced from 3 exons. The record is from RefSeq and is a predicted model, not a curated record. Bases 43 to 624 code for a protein of 193 amino acids.